CUGGGUGGGUGGGAGGAAGAUGUGGCUGUACGUAGGGCUGUUGUUGGUUGUGUAUUUCAUCUUCCAUAAAGUUUUCCGCCGCUCCUCCCCGAGUGUAAACCCUUUCUCCGGAGACACGAGGAGACCACCGCAGUCUCUAGUCACUGAUCCAGAAGCGAGGAAGCGACUUAUCCACAAAGGCUUUACUGCAGAUAAAGUGCCAGAAAACCUUGAUGCCAUUGUGAUUGGCAGUGGAAUUGGAGGACUCUCAGUAGCAGCAAUAUUGGCCAAAGCUGGUAAGCGUGUCCUGGUGCUCGAACAGCAUGACCAGGCUGGAGGAUGUUGUCACACCUUUAUUAAGAAAGGUUUUGAGUUUGACAUUGGAAUUCAUUACAUAGGGGAACUGUAUGAACGAUCCUUCCUGCGGAUAUUAGUAGACCAGAUUACAGAUGGUCAGCUGCAAUGGGCGAAAAUGGAUGACGUUUUCGACAAUGUAAUCCUGGGAGACCAGCAGACCCAGCGAAUAUAUCAUGUCUGUGGUGGGAAUCAAAAUUAUCGAAAUUGUUUGAAGACCCAGUUUCCUCAGGAAACAGAAGCUAUUGAUAAAUUCCUGGAACUUGUAAAGAUGAUUUCAAAAAAGAUAUCGUUGUUGGUAAUCAUUAAAAUGGUCCCUCUUCUACUGGCAAGGUUCCUGAUAAGGAGUGGCAUCAUCCACUGGACCUCAUCAAUUUUCAAGCUGGCAUCCACCCCACUUUCAGACGUGGUUAAUAAGCUGACAGAAAAUAAAGACCUUCGAGCAGUCAUGUGCUAUAUCUGUGGGGAUUACGGCGUCAUGCCUAAAGAGGCCAGCUUUGUGAUGCAUGCCACAAUUAUCCAGCACUACCAGAACGGUGCCUGGUACCCAAAAGGUGGUGCCAGUGAGAUUGCCUUUCACAUAAUUCCAGUUAUUAAGAAAAGUGGGGGAGAUGUUCUUAUGCGGGCACCUGUCCAUUGUAUAUUAAUAAAUAAAGAUGGUCAGGCAUGUGGUGUGACAGUGAAGAAGGGAAAAGAAGAAAUAAACCUGUUUGCUCCUGUUGUGAUUUCUGAUGCUGGAAUAUUUAAUACCUACGAACGAUUGUUACCUCAUGAACUGCGAAGUAAACCAGCAAUCCAGACUCAACUGAGUAUGGUACGGCAUGGAAUGGGAGGAUUCAGUGUCUUUAUCGGGCUGGAUGGUUCAAAGGAGGAGUUGGGGUUGAAAGCAGGAAAUUACUGGUUUUAUCGAGAGAACAAUUUCGACGAGCUUUUCAGUAAAUACUUCGCACUCAGCAAAGAAGAUGUCGCUGAAGGGUGUCCCUUCAUGUUUGUCUCCUUCCCGUCUGCUAAGGAUCCGGCUUGGGAUGAGCGUUUUGCAGGGAAGUCUAAUAUGGUAAUUGUGACGUUGGCACGAUAUGAGUGGUUUGAAGAAUGGAAGGAUGAACGUGUGAAAAAGAGAGGAGAAGAUUACGAAAAUUUUAAAAUGGAUAUUGCCAGAAGAUUAUUGGACCGAGUUACCGAGUAUUUCCCACAACUUAAAGACAGGAUCGAGUAUAUUAGGGUUGGGUCUCCACUUUCACAUGAGUUCUACAUAGCUUCUUCUCGUGGAGAAAUUUACGGUGCCAAUCAUGAUGUCUCGCGUUUUGCACCAGAAGCUAUUGCCUCCUUAAGAGCAAAAACGCCAGUCAAGAACCUUUACCUGACAGGUCAGGAUAUAUUUUCCUGUGGUUUUACAGGAGCCAUCCAUGGAGGCAUCAUUUGUGCAUCAAGAGUUCUUCAUCGCAAUUUGUACAAUGAUAUCAAGAACCUUAAGAAGAAAAUGAAAAAAGCAAAUGAAAAGAAGGAAUCCUAACAAAGCUGUUGAAAUUCUAUCUUAUUGGUUUUGUGAUUUUUCUUUUACAUUGAGUUCCAGUUUCUAUAUAAACAGAGGCAUUAAAACAUUUGAUAGUCAGCCAAUUAUUUCACUAUGUUAGAUGAGAGCUGGUGCAAAUGUGUUUCCUUAGGACUCCGAUAGAAUGCUACUAGAACUUAAUCACGUAUAUCACAAAUCUGGUUUUAUUCGCAAUGUGUACACAAUUGACUUUUUAAUUCAGAAUAUCCAACAUUUGGCAUCACUAUGAUGUCAGCUCCAGAAUCAAAUUUGCUGUCUAGUUUGUUAAUAAUGUGAUAUGAAUUGCAAUGAUUUUUAUAAAAAACUGAGUUGAUCAAAAAUUAAUCUUGGGGAAUGAGGAAUAAUUGUGAUGGUAUGUACAGCGGGUUAAUUCUGGAGACUGUUUAACAUCGAUACGGUUGGGCCUAGCACAUUUCCUAGCACUUCUUGUGCUGAGUACAUCACACAAACUGAAAACUGAAACAAAUAUAGAAAAUACUGAAAACACACCACACUACCUAGAAUUGACCAGGAAAUUCAAAUGCGAUCUUUUGCAAUGUUACUAGGGAGAGAGAAUUCAUAAGGAUUUAAUUGUAAAUUAUCUAAAAAUCAUUGUUCCCUCUGGUGAAAUACUAAUUGUGACGUUAUUUGAACUUGCUUUAAGAAUAAACUUGUAAGCAAUAAACCUGAA
This is a messenger RNA of Hemiscyllium ocellatum (epaulette shark), 2555 nucleotides long. Its product is annotated as all-trans-retinol 13,14-reductase-like. The record is from RefSeq and is a predicted model, not a curated record. The transcript has 11 exons. Gene Ontology annotation, molecular function: oxidoreductase activity. Bases 20 to 1846 code for a protein of 608 amino acids. Lineage: Eukaryota; Metazoa; Chordata; Chondrichthyes; Orectolobiformes; Hemiscylliidae.